Paramuricea clavata is the source of this 1558-nucleotide messenger RNA. The record is from the annotation of a GenBank genome assembly. Lineage: Eukaryota; Metazoa; Cnidaria; Anthozoa; Malacalcyonacea; Plexauridae.
AAGGAUGAACUUAUUCGAGAACUAAAUGCCAGAGGAAAUUAUGAGGGUGAUAAAAAGAAUGAACUUGAGAAGAUCUUCGCAGAGGAUUUACAUGGGGUUCAACGAGUACCAGCAUUACUUUACACAAACCCAACAUCAACUCUCCAAUCCAUCAACUGUGACAAGUACGAGAUCCUUAGCUUUGCACCACUUCAUGACAUCGGAAAACAUAUUGAAAACAUUUUUACUGAACUUCCACAUCACCUUCCUGAAAGAGAGGCUAUUGCUGUCAAGGACAUUAUUACUUGUACAAUUGGUGGGAAGGAAACUAAACGAACAUUUGAUUAUCGUUGUGCCCUUAUCAUCCUUGCAAAACAAUCGUCCAAGAUUAUCAGUUCGAAGCUGCUUCAGCACCUUUUGACCACACUGGUGGAAAUUCAAAGAAUUGCUUACAGUUCAGAGGCGGAGAGAACUCCUAAGUCUGUUCUUCGCAUGCACAACAUGACAUGGUAUCAUCGCAUCUUGUAUAGAGAAGUACUUGGAUUCAAGCUUAAGGAAAUUACCACCCGUAAGCUGUAUGGCAAUUAUUAUCAUGACAUCACCAGCCACGCUGCAAUACAACAUCGCCUGAUCAGUGGAAAAGCAUGCAAUGUCGAAGAGCAAGAACGAAUCUUUAACACCAUUACCAACAUCACUGCGUCUACCUCCUCCUACCACCCGAGUCACAUAAUUGGAAACAUCUUCAUCAGACUGCAAGCCGAGAAACAGAUGCAAGCUUUCCAAGGCUCUUGUUUCUCUAAGCAAGAAGCAUCUGUUUCUAAGCUUGCACCAUCACUACCGUCUUAUGGUAACACCGUAAUUCCACAAGACCUAAAAGAGAAGCACAUCAGAUCAUGGCAAGCUCACCUUGAAAGAGUUAGUGAUUUUCUCCUGCCAGGUAAAGGAAUCUGGUGGAUUGAGCAUGAGGAUGGUGAUACUGAAUUUCUUGAUGGGGAAAAGAAAUCAAAUAUAAGUGCGCAAGGUCCUUUACUUCACCACUUUCGGUCCAGCAAUUUUUGUGUUGAGGAACAGUACCUUAUCGAUUGUUGGAAGCAAUGCUUAACAAAUGGUGUUAUCCUUCCAAUAAAAGCCAUUCGAGUUGAAGAUGAGCACGGUCAGUUGGGUCCUGUAAAGAGUCACAUUCCUAUUGUUGGUAAGUGGGAGAGUAAAACUGAUACUUAUAGGGUUACUUAUGAUAAUGGACUUGAGUAUGAAAAAGCAAGUUGGCUUAGGAAGAGAGGUAGUGAUAGUAAUCCAGUUAGAAAUGUGGUUGCAUCCCCUAUAAAUUCAGUCAAUGGGUUCCUGGUGAAGAUAAAAAUUAGUUACGGAGAAAGGGUUUCGGUAAGUUUGGUAAGUAAGUCUGACUAUAGAAGGUUUAUUGCUGUUAAUGAUUUUGUUGUUCCUAAAAAGAUUACAGAAACAGGGCUUCUUCUGUUAAACGAGUCAGUGCAGGCGUUCUCAUAUUCCAUACUAGGGGCACAAGCAUCGACAAGAACUCCAAUUGUCGGUGAGUUGGGAAAAUCAUUUUCUACCCAGGUAA